AUGGACUAUCCCUGGAGAGACCUUUAUACCUGGCGGCCCUUCAAGAUUGAUGCCCUCGGUAUAAUCACUCUUCUUGGAAGCGAAGAAAUUGAUGCUUGGGUUGGGCGUCUAGUUCCCAGCCGGUGGCUCGAAUAUAUGCCUCUCCUCGCAAUCAACGUGGUUGCCACAAACCAAUUCCUCAGAAAGCAGCCCUCCUUUUUCCUCUACAAUGUUACCAAAGGAAUACACACCACCGACAUGGCAGCCUGGUUCACACGAUGGAUUCAGUGUCAACAACUUGAGCCUACCCGGACCGUGAUCUGUUGGGAAGAGCAAACGCAAACGUCAAAUCAACGCAUGUACUAUCAUUUGAUAUCCGCUGGCAUCUCCUUCUGUUCAACGGGCUUCUUGGUGGUGCUAACUGUGUUGUCCCAUGACUUUUACGGUCUUGCAACGGCAUGUGCGCUGAUUGUCUCCAUUCUAGCGCGAGCUUACCUCCUAAAUGCCAACCGAUCGGCCAUUGAUCGUGCAAUCAUACAACAGUCACUCUCACCAUCCUCUUCGCAGAACCAAGCAAGCAGAAACAAAAUCCUGAUAAUAACCCCAGACUCCAACAUCUUAACCAUGUAUGUUCCGGGGAACCUAAUAAUCCCCGUCUUUAUCCGCAACCCUAUCCCCAGCUCACCCAAGCUUUACGAUAUGUUCUGCUGGGUCGCCUGGGCUGCUUUCUGUGUCCAGGUCAUAACACUUGGUAUGGCUGUCCUGGCCACACAAAUGUACGUAGUGCUGCUUAUCACCAUGCCAUCCAUGCUUAUCUGUCGUGGAUUUGGAUGCGAUGAUACGGUUCGACCAUGUGAGGUGAAGUCAGAACGGUACGGUAGGGUGAAGGGCUACACGUGUCAAAUCGGUUCUAGACUGAAGGCGACGGUUUUUGAGUGGCCCGAGUGUAUGGAAUUUGCGAAUACCGACCUAGGAUGGGGUUUGAGGGGCCCUUCCACUGACACUGAGUUAAUGCUGGGACGAUCGACGAAACGGAUGGAUCUCUUUGCAUGGUUGAAUUUGACCGACGAGGAGGAGGAGAGUAUGAGCCGUUGGGAUCUGCUGCCACAUCAGCGUGGAGACGAUUCGACGUGGCAGGACAAUUUUAAGGCUAAAAGGAGUUUGGUGAGGGAGACCCAGAUGGAUAUUUGGGAUGUGCAGAAAGUCGUUGUUGGAGCCAUCCGGGAUGGGAGGAAUGCAGUGAGGGACUGUGAGAAUGGCGCUGCCUUCCCAUCCGGUGAGCCGAAGGUAUACUGCUAG
Messenger RNA from Aspergillus vadensis CBS 113365, 1278 nucleotides. RefSeq lists its product as uncharacterized. The transcript has a single exon. Bases 1 to 1278 code for a protein of 425 amino acids. The record is from RefSeq and is a predicted model, not a curated record. NCBI's taxonomy places the organism in Eukaryota, Fungi, Ascomycota, Eurotiomycetes, Eurotiales, Aspergillaceae.